UUAAGAGCGUAUUACCCAAAUACUACUCGGGACUGUGGCGCCCCUCACUCCACCAUGCUCAUCCGGAGGUUUCAUAGAGCCGCGGCAUGGGCGACGCCUCUGUUGCGACACCCAACCGUAGGGAAAACCAUGGAGCUUGGAGUCAGCAGGCUGCAAGUUGGGUGCUCUUGGUACUGCACAAUGAUACAAGAUCAAAUGUAUAAACAGCUUGCUGAUAAAGAUAGAAAAAAUAAGGAUGUUGACAAUAGUAAAGCUUUGGGGCACAUUUCAGAGCAAAAUAUUGGAGACAUUAGAAAGCACAAAAUUGGGGAAAAUGUUUCACGGAAAGACAAAAUUAGUUUUCUUGUAAAUACGCUGCUCGAUCUGAGAGAUAGUAAGGAGGCUGUUUAUGGUGCUCUUGAUGCCUGGGUUGCAUGGGAGCAAGACUUUCCAAUUGCAUCCCUUAAGCAUGUAUUGGCUGCCCUUGAGAAGGAACAACAGUGGCAUAGAAUUGUACAGGUAAUCAAAUGGAUGCUAAGCAAGGGCCAGGGAACCACAAUGAAUGUCUAUGGGCAGUUAAUUCGGGCUUUAGACAUGGACCAUCGAGCGGAAGAAGCACACAAAUUUUGGGUUAUGAAGAUUGGUUCGGAUCUUCAUUCAGUUCCUUGGCAAUUGUGCAGAAGCAUGAUAGCAAUAUACUACCGAAAUAAAAUGCUAGAAGACCUUGUAAAGCUUUUUAAGGAUCUCGAAGCCUUUGGACGUAAACCCCCAGACAAAUCAAUAGUUCAGAGGGUAGCAGAUGCUUGUGAGAUGCUAGGCUUGCUUGAAGAGAAAGAGAGGGUACUCGUAAAGUACAAAUACCUUUUUGAUGAGAAGCAAGAGUCCAUGAAGAAAUAUAAGAGGGUUUCGUUUGAAAAAUCAAAGAGAAAACGAAAAUCAACAAAGGGCAGUGAAGACAAUAGCAACCUUGUGAAGUCUGAAUGAAUGAAAGAAACAGGUAAAAAUAUGAAAGAAAUUAUGUGUUAAUUAACUUAUUCAUUUAUCUCAGCAACCCUGAUUAUAAUGGUGACGUCUUACGGGUAUCAAUAUUUUGCUUCGGCUUUUGUAAAUAAUUGUUUUUUAUUGUUAGAAUUUUAGUUCUCGAACUUGUAGCACUGACAUGUAUUUAGCCCAUAAGCAAUUACCCUCUUGAAAUCCAUAUUAAUUCGAGAGUAUUUGUAGUGAACGAUAAAAUUAGCUAAUUCUGGGCAUAGCAAGUUGGUUUUCUUUUUCA
Messenger RNA from Cucumis melo (muskmelon), 1252 nucleotides. Its product is annotated as pentatricopeptide repeat-containing protein At4g18975, chloroplastic. Bases 55 to 963 code for a protein of 302 amino acids. The record is from RefSeq and is a predicted model, not a curated record. Gene Ontology annotation, molecular function: protein binding. The transcript is spliced from 6 exons. Lineage: Eukaryota; Viridiplantae; Streptophyta; Magnoliopsida; Cucurbitales; Cucurbitaceae.